AUGGUAGGCUUGACAACCGAUGGCGCUCCGUCUAUGGUGGGUCGUGAUAAAUGUCUCGUGGGGUUAUGUCGUACAGAUGAAGUUUUCUCCCAUUUCUCUGAUACCACUGCAUUAUCCGUCAACAAGCAUCAUGUGGACAUUUUCUACAACUACAACGUUAUGAAAUUGGUAGUAAAAAAUGCGAACAACAUUAGAGCUCAAGCGUUACAAAGAAGAUUAUUCAAAACCCUUGACUGUCAAUAUGGGGCACUACUUCUUCAGUCUGAAGUCCGGUGGUUAAGCAUGGGACGAGUGUUGAAACGUUUUAAUGAUAUCAUCUAUGCCAUAGUUCAAUUCUUCAAACAACGUUAUGAACUGAUUCCGGAACUGGAAAAUUCAAUCUGGCUUAGAGAUUUUAGUUUUCUUGUGGAUAUUACAGAAAAAUUAAAUGAACUUAAUUUGCAUAUUCAGGAGAGAGGCAAAGAACUAUCAGAAAUAAUUUCUGAUAUAAAAGCGUUUAUGAAAAAUCUGGAGUUUUGGGAACAAAACUUAAUCAAUGGCGAUACCAGGCAUUUUCCUGUUCCGCCAGAAAAGAUAUCUCAAAGUCCAUUAGAACCAUAUGACAGAAAAUAUCAUGUAGAAAUAGUCUCUAACUUGAAGGAUAACUUCAAAAAUCGUUUCAAGGUAUUCAAUGAAAUUGCUUUAAUGGCGCAAUUUGUUUCAUGGAAAUUGAUAUCCAACACUUUGCAACUUCUGUUACGCAGAACUUUAGCGAAGACAUCGCUGCGACAGAAAUGGAAGUUAAUGCGUUUCAAAAUGAUUUAG
This is a messenger RNA of Acanthoscelides obtectus, 804 nucleotides long. The record is from the annotation of a GenBank genome assembly. Lineage: Eukaryota; Metazoa; Arthropoda; Insecta; Coleoptera; Chrysomelidae.